Dermatophagoides farinae (American house dust mite) is the source of this 1284-nucleotide messenger RNA. RefSeq lists its product as uncharacterized. The record is from RefSeq and is a predicted model, not a curated record. NCBI's taxonomy places the organism in Eukaryota, Metazoa, Arthropoda, Arachnida, Sarcoptiformes, Pyroglyphidae.
UUUUUUUUCAUCAUUAUGAUGAUGAUAACGCCAUCGAUGGCUAUAGUGAUGAUAACGAUGAUGUGUAUGGUGAUCAUAACAUUUGAAUCGAUUCCAUUCACUUCCGAUGUUCCGUACUCUAGUAAUAAUUAUAUUGAACGUUCAGAUUAUUUCCAUAAUUCAAAUUAUUCCUGUAUUAUGGAUGAUGAUGAUAAGGGUAAGAAACAUUUCAUAUCAAAAAUAUUAUCAAUGGCAAUAAUUUAUGGUGAUCUUUGGAUAUAUCGUAUUGAUCAUAUCAUCAUUGUUUAUCGUAAUGUAUUGGAUCGUCAUUACGAUCCAUAUAAAUCUAUAUUAUAUUUAUAUAAUGAAAAUUUAUUGACAUUUCGGCAACAAUUGAAUCAUUGGUUGAAAUUGUUAUGGCCAUUUAUCGAAACGUUGAAUGUAAAGCAGAAAAAUUCAUCAAUAAUUUCGAUGCCUAACGAAAGAAAUGUAACGAUGACAAUAUAUAAGAGCGGUCCAUUAUUUAAUCUUACCUUACGAUAUCAUAUAUUAGCACCCGAAAUUGAAGGUAACAAUACAUACAUUACAUUCGACAUGAUCGAAUCAGAACCACAGAUUAGUCGAUUUAAUUAUUAUUAUCGUAUACAACCGAUGGGUGAACUAUUAAGUAAUUCAAAUAAUGAAACGGCUCAAUUAUCCAUAAUAAGUAUUUCAUUUGAUGAACAAUAUGUACAAAUGAUCCUAUCGUAUAAUGUGGAGCGGCCACAUGUUGCCAUAUAUGCGAUGACAUUAUAUCGCAAUUUAACGAUAAUCGGUUUACUUUGUAGUGGUCAAUCCAAAGAAAAACAACCAACAUUGUUUCUUGUGGGAAAAUGGCGAAAAGAAUGUCAGCCACCAUUUGAAAUAUUCAAAUCAAUUGGUUUCGGUUUUACAAUCGGUCAAUAUCUAUAUUUUGUCUCAAUGAAACUUAAAUAUUAUUUUGCUAUGGAUAAAUAUUUAUUUCAAACAUUGGAAAGAGAAUUUACCGUUCAAUAUAAUGGAUCGAUUCAACAACUAUUCAAAUGUCGACGACCAACAUCAAAGGAAUGGCCACCAAUUAAUCCACGAACCGGAAUUAAUCCAUUCAUACCGUAUCGUUUAAAGGUGCCAACAUUUUUGAAACAAAUCCGUUUACAUAUCUAUGCAUCAAGAAUAAUAAUAUUCAUGAUCGGAAAAUAUUUCAUCCUCAUAUUGAUUAUUAAAUGUUUUCGUCAUAUAAAUAUUUGUUGUCGAUGUUGUUGCCGUCGUCGUCAAAAAACUGAAUAA